AUCCCUUCGCAUCCCAACAAGUUUCCAAAGUCCCUCCCAAAUUCGUCUUCUCAAAGUUUCCGUUUGUUUCCCGAGAAAAGGAACAAGAAAAUUUCCGAUGGCGCCCAAAGCUGAGAAGAAGCCCGCAGAGAAGUCCGCCGUGGCAGAGAAAGCCCCCGCCGAGAAGAAGCCCAAGGCCGGGAAGAAGCUCCCAAAGGAGGCCGGAGCCGCCGCCGGAGACAAGAAGAAGAAGAGAUCGAAGAAGAGCGUGGAGACCUACAAGAUCUACAUAUUCAAGGUCCUGAAGCAGGUCCACCCAGACAUCGGAAUCUCCAGCAAGGCCAUGGGAAUCAUGAACAGCUUCAUCAACGACAUCUUCGAGAAGCUCGCCCAGGAGUCGUCCAGGCUCGCCAGGUACAACAAAAAACCGACUAUCACUUCGAGGGAGAUCCAGACGGCGGUGAGAUUGGUGCUGCCCGGUGAGCUCGCCAAGCAUGCGGUGUCUGAGGGUACUAAGGCGGUGACUAAGUUUACCAGCUCUUGAAGAGUUAGGGUUUCUGGGUUUGGAUUUGAGAUGGGUUGUGAAGCAUUUAGGGUUAGGGUUACGGGUUUCUGGGUUUUAACCCUUUAUGUAAGUAUAAGUACUGAUGCUGUUGUUCUAUUGCGGUUUAAAUUCUGAAUGAAAGUUUGAUUUAUCCAA
Pyrus x bretschneideri (Chinese white pear) is the source of this 679-nucleotide messenger RNA. Its product is annotated as histone H2B-like. Gene Ontology annotation, cellular component: nucleosome. Gene Ontology annotation, biological process: nucleosome assembly. The transcript has a single exon. NCBI's taxonomy places the organism in Eukaryota, Viridiplantae, Streptophyta, Magnoliopsida, Rosales, Rosaceae. Gene Ontology annotation, molecular function: structural constituent of chromatin; DNA binding; protein heterodimerization activity. The record is from RefSeq and is a predicted model, not a curated record. The coding region runs from base 98 to 523 and encodes 141 amino acids.